Phalacrocorax carbo (great cormorant) is the source of this 858-nucleotide messenger RNA. The record is from RefSeq and is a predicted model, not a curated record. Lineage: Eukaryota; Metazoa; Chordata; Aves; Suliformes; Phalacrocoracidae.
CCUGCAGACACCGCUGGAUGUGAGCCCCCGGCGCGGGAACUUCUCUGCCUCCGAUGGGGAAAGGAGCCCAAAACACAGAGUUUUCAGACCCAGAAGAAGCGUUGAGCUGUUGCGAAGAUGCUAAGAAGGAGUACAAAUGGGGGUCCGACACGAAGAGGCUGGAGAAGGAAAGAUCCCGCUCGUCGCAGGUGUUCGUCGCGUGCGUGGUGCUGGGGCUCAUCGUCUUAGCCCUGCUGGUGGCCUUGACCGUCGUACAUUUGGGGCGCCGUUUGCCUCACCCGGACUUCUCCUACGUGUGCCCAGACGCCUGGCUUGGUUUCCAAGGGAAAUGCUAUUAUUUUUCCGACGUUGAGAGCAACUGGACCAGCGGUGAGGAAAGCUGCAAAGCCCUGGGAGCUUCGCUGGCCGUCAUCAGCAACAUGGAGGAAAUGACCUUCAUUAAACGCUAUAAAGGCGAAGCCAACCAUUGGUUUGGGCUGCGGAAGGAGGAUGACGGCUGGCGUUGGACCAACGGCACAGCCUUCAACAACUGGUUUGAGGUGCGGGGCGGCGGGCCCUGCGCCUACCUCAACCAGGAGAGGAUCAGCUCGUCCCUGUGCCACACGAUGAAGCACUGGCUCUGCAGCAGAGCCGACGACUACGUCCUCUGGAAGCAAAGGACGUAGCUGACCAGCAGCGCUCAGCUCUGCCAGCAGCAGAUGGAAAGAAGAGAAGAGUUUUCUUUGGAAAAAUCCCACACCAACAUUUAUAAAUUUGCAUUUUCAUUGCGCUUCCUGCUGAGAGACACCGGAAUAUCAUUAAGCUGGCAUUUCUGUUGUGAGCCACGCAGUUUGGGAAAAUACCUGCCUCUGUGAAUUA